UCCGAUUCCUAAUUGGUGUUGUAUUCAAACGGUUGUUCUGUAACACUGACCCAGAACCAGUUUUAUCGCUAAACACACUAUUCAUUCAACGUUAGAAGAGUUUGAAAGCUGUUUCAGGGUCAGCAGCAGGAGCGCACGCGCAUUCGAAUGACGCGCAUCGUGUGCGCCUGACGGUAGUGAGCGCGCGGUGGAAUGUUUCUAAAGUUCUAAAGUUUCUGUCUCUCGUAAACAGUCCGCCGCGAAAGUAUGUUCAGUCCCCGCGGCACGCCGAGCUCAGGCCGCAGACAGGCGCCCAGGACCGGCGCUCGGAAGAGCGGGCUGCUGUUCUCUCCACGCCGCUCCGCUGUCACAGCCAGGUACAACAGAGUAAACUCAUCUGCAGUCGUCGAUUCGUAUCAUUUUGACGUUCAGAUUUUCGGAUCAUCUCUGCCCGUCAGAGUCAUGGAGGCGCUGACCAUGGCCGACGUGGAUGAUCAGAUCUCUGUGAAGGUGGAGGCGUCCGGCUGGGCCUGGAUGGUUUGUGGAGAACGGCUGAUCAUCUGGAAAGUGUCUCAGACGUCUGUGGCAAAGCUGUCGGUGUGUAAAGACCUCCAGCUGCCCUCCAGUGAGUUUGUGUACAGCGCCGAUCUCAUCUCCAUCACUUCCUCCAGUCCACUGGAUUCUGCCCCCACUCAGGCUAUCAGUGCACUGGCUGUGUCUCCAGACGGUUCGGCUCGGUUUUGGCCCAGUCUGGCUCACGACGGGACUUACACUGAGACGUCUCUGGAUCUGGGCGGACAUGUGUGCAACUACGUCGCAGCAGUAAAGGGCGGGAGCUUCAUCGUGUCAUCGUACCGCGGUCACCUGCUCCGGCUCGCUCCGGACUCCUCUGGUAAACUGCACCAGAGACCGGUUCAGCAGGGUCAGGGGAUGCUGUCCGGCAUCGGACGCAGGGUUUCCAGCCUGUUCGGCAUCCGCGGCCAGCCGGCCGACCUCACAGUGUUCAGUGUGCUCUGGGUGAAGGAGACCGGCUGUCUGUACUCUCUCGGCUCGUGUGGCCUCAGUAAAUGGGAGGUGGAUGAGAACGGUGAGACGCAGGUGUUGAGCUGGAGCACCAAUCAGAUCAUCACAGACAGCAUCACCGACGCCAUCUGGGACUCAGAAAGUAACUACUCCGAGAUCAAGAAAGGAGUGAAAGUCUCUUAUCUGGACAUGCAGUACAGCAAAGCGGGGCUGGUGGUGUUGGCAGCGGCGUGGCAUCCGGGCGACACUCCAUGUGUGGCGUAUUUCUGCCUGGUCACUCUUGCAGAAAGCACUGCGCCGUCCCCAGACCUGCUCACUGUGGAGGUCACCAAAUACAACCCGCCCUUCCAGAGUGAGGAGGAGCUGCAGAAGACACGUUUGGUGUUGCCUGAUCCGUCGAGUCCAGCGGCGUACCUCUAUAAUGAGGAGCUGGUGUUCACCUGCAGCACUGGAGCUGGACGCGGAGGACUCGCCGAGGAGAAGAUCUCCUUCAGCUCUCCAGGGGACCGUAUCCGAGGCGGUGGGGUGUGUGCCGGUCUGCCGGUGUUUUUCUCUCAGAACAGCGGGCUGGUUGCUGUUUUAGCGAGAGAAAGUGCUUCCCUGCUGCCUGAGACCAUGGAGGACUCGCUCUGCACCUCAGUGGCUGGACCUGAGGGUACCCCGUUCGAGACACCACCUAAAACACACAUGGUGGCUCAGGAGGACAGAACGAAGCUGCUGAAGCAAGCGUUCCUGCAGUUCUGCCGUCAUGAUCCGGUAGGAGCUCAGAGCAUGGUGGAUGAGCUCUUCCCCAGCGACGGAGAGGGAGCUGCAGAGCUGGAUGCCGUCGUGACCCAGAUUGACCUGGAUCUGGUGGACGACUUCCCUGCAUGUGACCCACGCUGGGCCGAGUCUGUUCCUGACGAGGGCGCUGGAUUUACACUGACGUCACUGAUCCUGCUGCAUCAGUUGGAGGAUAAGAUGAAAGCUCACCGCUGCCUCAUGGACUUCCUGCUUCAGACGGGUCUUCUAGACCGCCUCACUUCCACAGCGGUGCACAUGUCCCCCAUGGCCACGCGACUCUUGCUAUGCGAGCAUGCGGAGAAGCUCUCGGCCGCCAUCGUGCUGAAGAACCAUCAUGCCAAGCAUCCAGAGCUGGUGAACACGGCCAUCCUGUCAGCCCUGAAGAAGAGCAACACCGACAUACCGUCCAACCUCACGCCCGCGGACGUGUUCUUCAGAGAGGUGUCUCAGAUCUCCUCCAUCUUUGAGUGUCUGUUGGAUGAGGAGGAAAAAGCUUUAAAAGAGCAUUCGGAUGCCGCCAGGUGGGCCGAGGUGGUGCUCAAUGUCAAUGACAUUGUCAAGGAUAUGCUCCAAGCAGCAGCACAGUACCGAGAGACCAAAGCAUCUCUGUACAGAGCGCCAGAGAACUGCAGCCCGGAGCCAGAGUACAUCCCAUGGACAGCUUUUAGUUUUAUGUAGGGUCAUAGUUACUUCCUCUUAAUCGUUGCAUCCCUACUGUAAACACGAGCCGUCAUCAUGCGGCAGCACGAGCUGAUCCUGCACGCGGCGUAUCCUCACGCAGACGUGGAGGUGCGCGCCGUGCUGAGCGAGCAGCUGGUGGCGCUGUUGGACUCUCUGUUGAGCGGUUACGUGGCUCAGCUGACGUCUCUCCGCCGUGCCGGACAUCAGGAGCGCUACGUCACGCUGGAGAACGAGUACACGCAGAAACGCUCGGAGCUGCUCGCACCUCUCUUGGAGUUGGGUCAGCAUCAGUGGGUUGCGGCGCUGGCGGAGAAAUACUGUGACUUUGACAUAUUGGUGCAGUUGUGUGAGAGGACGGAUAACCAGAGUCGACUACAGCAGUACAUGGUCAAAUUCGCUGAUCAGAACUUCGCUGACUUCCUGUUCCGCUGGUACAUGGAGAAAGGCAAGAGAGGGAAGCUGCUGUCUCAGCCAAUAGCAACACACCAGCAGCUGGCCAGCUUCCUGCAGGCUCAUGAUCACCUCAGCUGGCUGCAUGACAUACAUGUGCAGGACUAUCAGCGAGCCCAUCGUACCCUGUACAGUCAGGCCAACACAGAGACUCGGUACUUCAGCAAGAAGAAGACCCUGCUGGCCCUCAGCAAACUCACGGCUCUGGUGUCAGACAUGCCUGAAGCUGUGCACCGCAGACAGCUCAACGAUAUAGUGGAGCAGGAGAGGUUUCUGCUUCAUCAGGAGACUCUUCCUAAACAGCUGCUGGACGAGAAGCAGCUGGACCCAGACAGCAUGCCUUUACUGAGCCCUCGGAACCUCAUCGAACUGUACAUCUGCAAUGAGAACCGUGGAGCCAACGAGUACGACUUCAAGAAAGCUCUCGAUCUGCUGGAGUACUUGGAGGAGGAGGACGCGGUUGAUACUGAUGCCCUAAAACGGGAGAUCUUCAGUAAAGCCUUGAAGAAAGACUGGAAGGAGAGUUGGGCGUCGUCUGAUGAUAAUGACGAUCCUCUAGAAGCAGCCAGAGACAGCACUUUCGUCAGGAUCCUACAGAAACUCAUUCAGGAAGGUGUUUCUCUGCAGUCGUACCUGCCUGACGUGAAGGAUCUUCUGCAGGAAGACGAGCUGGAGAGUCUCAAAUCGAAACCGUACUUUGAGUUCCUCCUGCGAGCCAACUAUGAGCACUACCUGGAAGCUCAUAUAUGACAUUACUUCCUGUUUCUACUUACUGUUUCCUUGUUAAUAUUCCAACUUUUUUUCGUACUGUUUCAUAAAAAUAAUAAUAAUUACAUGUUUUCUAAAUAAACUGUAUUUCUGUCAUUGA
This is a messenger RNA of Cyprinus carpio (common carp), 3784 nucleotides long. RefSeq names its product nuclear pore complex protein Nup133. The record is from RefSeq and is a predicted model, not a curated record. The transcript has 26 exons. Gene Ontology annotation, biological process: poly(A)+ mRNA export from nucleus; transcription-dependent tethering of RNA polymerase II gene DNA at nuclear periphery; protein import into nucleus. Gene Ontology annotation, cellular component: nuclear pore outer ring. Gene Ontology annotation, molecular function: protein binding; structural constituent of nuclear pore. NCBI's taxonomy places the organism in Eukaryota, Metazoa, Chordata, Actinopteri, Cypriniformes, Cyprinidae.